AUGUCUACUGAAAGAAAAAAGGUUGCAUUGAUCUCUGGUAUCACUGGUCAGGAUGGUUCAUACCUCACUGAGUUCCUCAUUGCUAAGGGUUAUGAGGUUCACGGAAUCAUCAGAAGAUCAAGUUCAUUCAACACCAACAGAAUCGAUCACAUCGACUUCCAGUCUCCCAAUGCUAAGCUACAUCUGCACCAUGGUGAUCUGACAGACUCGACCAACUUGGUUGGUAUCAUCCACAGAGUUAGACCAAGUGAGAUCUACAAUCUUGGAGCACAGAGCCAUGUUAAGGUGUCAUUCGAGAUGUCAGAGUACACUGCCGACGUCGAUGGAGUUGGUUGUUUGCGUCUCCUCGAUGCCAUCAGAUCAUGUGGAUUGGAGAAGGAGAUUAGAUUAUACCAGGCUUCAACUAGUGAGCUGUACGGAAAGGUCCGCGAGAUCCCUCAGACUGAGCUUACACCAUUCUACCCACGUUCGCCAUACGCAGUUGCCAAGCAGUUUGCCUUCUGGAUCUGUGUUAACUACCGUGAGGCCUACGGAAUGUACGCUUGCAAUGGUAUCUUGUUCAACCACGAGUCCCCAAGAAGAGGUGCCACCUUUGUCACCAGAAAGAUCACCAAGUUCGUCGCCAAGAUCAAGAUGGGUCACUCAGACACUCUAUACCUGGGCAACUUGAAUGCCAAGCGUGAUUGGGGCCACGCCCGCGACUACGUCGAGGCAAUGUGGCUGAUGCUGCAGCAGGAGAAGCCAGACGACUUUGUCAUUGCCACUGGCGAGACUCACUCUGUUCGCGAGUUCACCGAGAAGGCUUUUGCCGAGAUUGGUAUCACUAUCAAGUGGCGUGGAGAGGAACUCAAGGAGGAGGGUUAUGACGCUGCCACCGGCACCGUCUACAUCAGGGUCGACCCACGUUACUUCCGUCCAACAGAGGUCGAUCUGCUUCUGGGCAGCCCAGAGAAGGCCAAGCGCGAGCUCAACUGGGUGAUCAAGACCACCUUUGAGGAUCUCGUCAAGGAGAUGGUUGCUCAAGACAUUGAAUACGCUCAGAAGGGUCACGAGGCUUUCAACUAA
Acytostelium subglobosum LB1 is the source of this 1065-nucleotide messenger RNA. RefSeq lists its product as hypothetical. The transcript is spliced from 3 exons. Gene Ontology annotation, molecular function: GDP-mannose 4,6-dehydratase activity. The record is from RefSeq and is a predicted model, not a curated record. The coding region runs from base 1 to 1065 and encodes 354 amino acids. Gene Ontology annotation, biological process: GDP-mannose metabolic process. NCBI's taxonomy places the organism in Eukaryota, Evosea, Eumycetozoa, Acytosteliales, Acytosteliaceae.